Molecule: messenger RNA, 880 nt
Organism: Setaria italica (foxtail millet)
Lineage: Eukaryota; Viridiplantae; Streptophyta; Magnoliopsida; Poales; Poaceae
Exons: 1
Coding region: 200-532 (110 amino acids)
Source: RefSeq, a predicted model, not a curated record
ACCACCCCGCGCUCCCCGUUUCGCACCACCCCAACUCCGCAGCUCGGCUCCCUAUAAAAUCACACGCCCGGUCACGCCACCACCCACCCCAUUCCAUUUUCCGUUCCGUUCCACCAAGACCACCGCGCUGCUUCCUUCGCCAGCCAACGCGCCGCCCGGAUCGGAGCCACCAAGGUUCAGCGGGAACAAGGAGAUCGUGAUGGCAGAGGCCGGCAGCGCUGCCGCUUCGAGCGCGAGGGGCCCGUCGGCGUCGUCGUCGGGGUGCCGCGGGGGGCGCGGGUGCGGGCUGGCGCUGGGGAGGCUUGUGCGGAAGCUGCGGCGGCAGAGCCGGAUGCUUGUGUGCACGGCGACGGCGGCCGGGGCGCGCCACGGCCACGCCGCGUCGUCUUCGUCGUCCGCGCGGUGCCUCCAGUACGACGCGCUCAGCUACGCGCGCAACUUCGACUUCGGCACCGCGCUGGACGGCAGCGACGGCGGCUACUCCUUCGCCUCACGGUUCGUGCUCGCCGCCCCGGCGCGGCGGCCGCAGUAGAGGAAGACGAGGCCAGAGCGGAUCGGAGGCGCCAACACGGCCGGUUUAGUAGCUAGUGCUGCAAGUACUGCUAGCUCAUUAGCCUGCCAUUGGCGCGUUAGCAGCUGGUAGCUAGAGUCGAUCAGUUCGUUAGGUGCAGUGGUUUUUGUACUGUCUCUUGUAGCAGGUGGUUGUGUUUAUACGAGAUGUGGUGGUGGCUGUAAGAGUUCCCCCGGCAGGCAUCCUUGACACCUUUUUUCACUUUGGUUGGGGGAGGGAGUCAGAGGAGGAGAUGUUCUAAAGAUUACAGUGAACAAGAUGGCUUUAAGGUUCAUCUACAAUUUCUAAUCCUGAUUUUCUUAAGAUUUA